CGGGGCGGGUAAACUGGGUGCGGAGGUGCCCCUGGGAUGGAAGGACCCAGUCACGAAGUGCGCAGGCGCACACGGCGACGCGAGCGUGACGUCACAGCGCGCCUUCUGAGCCGCGACGGCGGGCGGAGGUCGGUGCUGGCGGGCUGUGGCGGCUGGGGCUCUGCAGAGGUUCCGGCGCCAUGUUCGGCUCCAGCCGGGGCGGCGUGCGCGGCGGGCAGGACCAGUUCAACUGGGAGGACGUGAAGACGGACAAGCAGCGGGAGAACUACCUGGGCAACUCGCUGAUGGCGCCGGUGGGCCGGUGGCAGAAGGGCCGCGACCUCACCUGGUACGCCAAGGACCGCGCGCCGUGCGCGGGCCGGAGCCGCGAGGAGGAGCUGGCGGCCGUGCGCGAGGCGGAGCGCGAGGCGCUGCUGGCCGCGCUCGGCUACAAAAACGUGAGGAAGCAGCCCACAGGCCUGAGCAAGGAGGACUUCGUGGAGAUCUGCAAACGCGAGGGAGGUGACCCUGAGGAGAAGGGCGUGGACCGGCUGCUGGGGUUGGGCAGCUCCAGUGGCUCCGCGGGCCGCGUGGCACUGUCCCGGGAAGACAAAGAAGCUGCCAAGCUUGGGCUGUCGGUGUUCACGCACCACCGCGUAGACAGCGGCGGCCCAGGAGCCUCCCCAUCCACCACCCGGAGGAAGCCUCGCCCUGAGGACAGGACCGAUCUGGGUACAGAGAGUCAAAAGAAAAGCAAGAAAGAAAAGAAGAAAAAGAAGAAAAAACAUAAGAAACAUAAGAAGAAAGACAAAGAACACAAGAGGGAGGCUGACAGCUCCUCCUCUUCUCCCUCUCCUCGGCCCAGGCACCAGAGGCAUGAUUCUGACUCCUCCUCCCCCUGCUCUAAGAGAAGGAAGUGGGGACAUAACAGGGACAGCGGAAGGAGCCCAUCCCACAAACGGCAGGACAGAAGCUCUGACGACUGAGAAUGUGGGUAGUUACCAAAGGACGGCAGAACUCUGGUUGCCUGAGCCAGGACACUGACCACCACUGAGCACUAUGGGAUCUAUCGAGAGUGGUCUCCACUGAUGCUAGGUGGUCGUCUGCUCCCUGGCAUGACUCUAAGCCAAGUAUGCUCGGCCUUGCGAGCUGCCUGGCAGAAAUCACUCUGGGUCUGUGUGAAAUGAGCCUGAGGAAUGGGGUUUCAGUGCCCUUGCCUUGCCCCAGUGCCAGGGAACAUGCAUCUGCUCAGGAGUCUUUGAGUGUCACAAAGUCCAGGCAGGCCCUCAAGGUUUAGAUGUGUGUAUGUGGAUGGGUAGGGUUUUUUUUUUUUUAAAUAAUCUUUUUGAGUGUCUCCUUGUAGCCCCAGUUGACCUGGAACUAUGUAAACCAGGCUGGCCUCUAUCUCACAGAUGCCUGCCUUGAGUGCUGGAUUAAAGGCAUGUGCAACCAUGCCCAAACCUACUUCCACUUUUUGUAUCAACUCACUUUGUACUUAAGUAAAUGUAUUUUAAAAGUAGAGUGUAGUGUCACUGAGGGCAUACUAUUCUGGGAUGAGUGAGUAUCCUGAGGCCCUCCGUCAUUGGGUCUGGGAACCAAAGCCCUGUCCUUGAGGUUGCUUUACAACUGGACAAGUGGCUUCAAGAACUGGCAAGAUCCAUCUUAAACUUGCUUUGGUUUGGCUAGGAUAUAUGUACCUGGACUCUGGAGUGGCUGUCUGCCCUAGAGCCUGGUUCCUGCCUCAGAGGCAGUGGGCUCCAGUAGCUGGACAACAGUGAUCUAAGAGCUAAGUGUGCUACUAGGCAUACAGCAGGUUGGUGUUUUCUGGCUUCUGAUUAUAAAAAGUUGUGUGUGUGUGUACUCUGGGGCAGACCACAUGUCUUCUGAGACCUGCACUGUGACUGGAAUGUUGACCUGUGUCCUGUAGGUGGCCAUCUAAGCUUGAGUGAAAAUUGCAGUUGUCUUAAGACACCACCUCAAGGGGGUGAACAUCAGUCCACUUGGGCAGGGUCCCACUUAGAACAAGGAGAGCAGACUUUGGACCUCCUAGUGGCCAUCCCCACCUAGGGACACAUACCCCGUGUACCCCGAAGUCUAGCUGCUUACUGUAGGGAGAUGAGGCAUACCUCAGUUUAAGCAAAGCACCAGAGGCUGGCAGUAGCUGCUGAGACAUGAGGGGAGCCAAGGCAUUCAGUACUGACUGACUUUUAUGUUUGCCACCUCCUCCAAAGUGAGCUGGAGCAUUCUUCCACAGGGCAAGAAAAAUGUCCCCAGGCUUUGCAAGCAGGCUGUGGUAUGGCCUGACCUAGUGGGAAAGUCUAGAACUUGGAGGGCACUUGUUCCCUUUAACAUGAGAGCUACUCCUACUUCCCUGCUUUCCAGGAGACGUCCUGACAACGUGAACACUGACACACAAGCCCAUGAAAUAGUUAAGAGACUUUAUUCUAAUAGCUAUAAUUACAGUGCUUGUCGAAAUGAAAACUGAAAACAAGUAUACAAAACAGUUGAUUACUAAUUGUGUAUUGAAAGCAGUAAGAGGUUCCACAACACCAAAUAAACCAGUUCUGAGGUUUCCCCAAGAUAAAUUUAACAGCUCCAGCUUCUUCAGUGUUUAUCAAAAUACAAAAGAAAAAAGUAGAGGUCGUCUUUCGAUGGCAAAUCGGACCCUUGCAGGCUGAGGGAGGAAGCUACUUCACACAUGGAGAUGGGGGUGCUCUGGGAUGUGGGUCUGAAGUGGACCGACCCUCCCAGCUUGCACGUGCUCCUGCUGGUGAGACCCAGGCCUCCUGCCAGCGCGUCCAAGUGGGCCCAGGAGCAAGCUGGGAACGUGGGCUGCCAUCUGGUCCAGCCACGCACACAUCAACCAAGGACAAGGCCAGGCCCUGCACCCCACAGUGGCCCCAGCCUGCCCCUAGUUGACCAUGUGAGCACAAGUACAAGCACAAUGCUAUGGAAUGCAGGUGACCCAAAGACAGGCGAGUCACAGGGGCUCUACUGGGACCAUGCAGUGGAUGGUGGUUUGUUCCCACAGGAACAGCCAAUCCAAUAGACUAGCAUUCAGGCCAUUACUGUAAAACCUAGACUAGGCAUAGUCUUCCUUCUGUGUGUUCAAGUGUUCUUGUCUUGUAUUUUAA
This is a messenger RNA of Nannospalax galili (Upper Galilee mountains blind mole rat), 3113 nucleotides long. RefSeq names its product chromosome unknown C1orf35 homolog (gene CUNH1orf35). The coding region runs from base 180 to 965 and encodes 261 amino acids. The record is from RefSeq and is a predicted model, not a curated record. The transcript is spliced from 7 exons. Lineage: Eukaryota; Metazoa; Chordata; Mammalia; Rodentia; Spalacidae.